Lactuca virosa is the source of this 1768-nucleotide messenger RNA. Lineage: Eukaryota; Viridiplantae; Streptophyta; Magnoliopsida; Asterales; Asteraceae. The record is from the annotation of a GenBank genome assembly.
AGGAUUUGGUAAGAUCUACUACUAAUUAGACACCAACAUACACAAACCAGUUUUAGUAGAACUGAUAGGUAUAUGUAUCCAUCCAUAUAUACCCCCUGUUCAAGACAAUAGACAUCUCCUUCAAAUCGAUCCAACAUCACCAUCUCCACAAAAUCUCUUCCCUUUCUCCACAACCAUGCAAGCUCAAGCUCUUCUGCAAUCAACCCCACUUCGGGUCUCCCCACUUGACCCGCUUCAGAAACACUCUUUACUCACCAAUGUCAAAUCGCCUUCCUUCACCACACGCCGCCGCGCAGUAAUUUCAGCUGUCGCCGCCGCCCCUAAACGUGAGAAGGAUCCCAAGAAACGGGUUGUCAUUACGGGUAUGGGUUUGGUAUCGGUCUUCGGGAACGAUGUCGAUACUUACUAUGAAAAGUUGUUGGCGGGGGAGAGCGGAAUCGGGUUGAUAGACCGGUUCGAUGCGUCCAAGUUUCCGACACGAUUUGGUGGUCAGAUUCGUGGGUUUAAGGCGGAUGGGUAUAUCGAUGGGAAGAAUGACCGGAGGCUUGAUGAUUGUCUUCGCUAUUGCAUUGUUGCUGGUAAAAAGGCUCUUGAAGAUGCUGAUCUUGGUGGUGAUAAACGCUCUAAGAUCGAUAAAGAACGUGCCGGUGUGCUUGUGGGAACAGGAAUGGGAGGUCUCACAGUGUUUUCCGAUGGGGUGAAGUCUCUGAUAGAGAAAGGUCAUAGAAAAAUCACGCCUUUUUUCAUUCCAUAUGCAAUAACAAACAUGGGGUCCGCAUUGUUAGCUAUUGAUUUGGGGUUUAUGGGGCCCAACUAUUCAAUUUCAACCGCUUGUGCUACCUCCAAUUACUGCUUCCACGCUGCGGCAAAUCACAUCCGGCGAGGGGAGGCGGACAUGAUGAUUGCUGGCGGCACCGAGGCGGCAAUUAUUCCGAUUGGAUUAGGAGGUUUUGUGGCGUGUAGGGCUUUGUCUCAGAGAAAUGAUGAUCCUCAAACUGCUUCAAGGCCAUGGGAUCAAGAUAGAGAUGGGUUUGUGAUGGGAGAAGGUGCUGGUGUUUUGGUGAUGGAGAGUUUGGAACAUGCAAUGAAAAGAGAUGCACCAAUACUUGCAGAAUAUUUGGGAGGAGCAAUUAAUUGUGAUGCUUAUCAUAUGACUGAUCCACGUUCAGAUGGACUUGGUGUUUCUUCUUGUAUUCAAAGUAGUUUGAUGGAUGCUGGUGUGUCUGCAGAAGAGGUAAACUACAUCAAUGCACAUGCAACAUCAACAUUAGUUGGUGAUCUUGCUGAGGUAAAUGCUGUAAAAAAGGUAUUCAAGAAAACUGAAGGCAUCAAAAUGAAUGCAACCAAGUCUAUGAUAGGACACUGCUUAGGUGCAGCUGGUGGUCUUGAAGCCAUUGCUACAGUCAAAGCCAUUCAGACAGGCUGGCUCCAUCCUUCCAUAAACCAAUUUAACCCGGAGCCUGCAGUCGAAUUUGAUACCGUUGCAAAUAUAAAACAGCAACACGAAAUCAACGUUGCGAUUUCGAAUUCGUUUGGUUUUGGUGGACACAAUUCUGUUGUAGCAUUCUCUGCUUUCAAGCCUUGAUAAUUGAUUGGUGGAAAAAGUUAGGGUUUAUAAAGAGAGACUUGUUGUUUAAUGUUUGUUUGGCGAUUUUAGUCAUGUUACUUAGAGGUGAGUGGUGAUUGAGUAAGUACAUUUUGAAAUUUAGAGGCACUAGCAUUGCAUUGCGUUCAUGAACAUGUAUCUUCUGUAUUAUUUGGUAAAUUA